Molecule: messenger RNA, 2532 nt
Organism: Tarenaya hassleriana
Lineage: Eukaryota; Viridiplantae; Streptophyta; Magnoliopsida; Brassicales; Cleomaceae
Product: protein POLLEN DEFECTIVE IN GUIDANCE 1
Exons: 12
Coding region: 146-2146 (666 amino acids)
Biological process (GO): maintenance of protein localization in endoplasmic reticulum
Cellular component (GO): endoplasmic reticulum membrane
Source: RefSeq, a predicted model, not a curated record
GUGGAAUUACACGUGUCAGCUUAUGAUUGGUUGAUGUCGUCACGGUGCCCAAUCGCGUGAAGGAUCCGAGACAUUGAACGUCGUUCGUUACUGCCACUUGAAAACAUCGGUCCGCGAGCAAUUCGCUUAUAUGUAAAUUUUACGGAUGAUCGAACUUUUGUCUAUUUUUUUUUGUUCUUCGCAUCUCUUCAAUCUAUUGGCGCUGAUUCGUUCGGCAAUGGCGGUGGAAUCUUCCUCGAGGAGAAAGAUUUCCUUCGAGAUUCUCAGCCGAGGCAGUUCCUUGGACGACGAUGCGUCCAUGUCGAUUCGUCGAUCCAGCUCCGAUCCGAUCCGCGGGAACGGAGUAGCCGAGUCGCGGAGGGAGAGCGGGAAACGAAGGAGACAUAAAGGAUCGAAGAAGAAGAAGAAGAAGAAGGAGAAGUUUACCGACGUCGAGGUAAUUCCUGAAAACGGGGAUUAUCGUCAUGUGCUCGCAAACGGUACUGUGGGAGUUUCGAAUUGCGAUUCCUCUGGCUUUUGCGAUUUUGUGGCCGACGGUAAGCGGACGUUGUUUGAGGACAGAAUGAGUUACUUCGCUGGUGGCAGUGGAAGCGGAGCGAGCGCGGUGACUCUGGUGGAUGGCGAGACUGUGCAUCAGAACGGGUUCAAUUUCGGCGAGCUGAGGCAGAGGAAUGUUAACAGUAGUGCGUGCAGCAGCAACGAUGAGCGAGUGUCCGAGUCGAAAACUUCCGACAAGACGAUUCGACGGGAGGAGAGUGGUCCGGAGCUUAGAUCCUCUGAGAAUCCGGCAUUUCAGGAGGAACAGCAGCUGCCUCCGCCGCCGAGAAUUGGACCCACUGGGAAUGCAAUGACGAGGCUCGAAACGGCAGGGUCUUUGGAUUGGAAGCAACUCAUGGCAGAUGAUCCUAAUUAUCUAUCUGCUGAGAAGAAGUCACCUAUGAAAUACUUGAUGGAGGAAAUUUAUGGCGGAAAUUCAUUACGGAGCACAACUACUUCUGGAAACGAACAAGAACGUGAAAGAGUGUAUGAUACGAUCUUCCGCUUACCAUGGAGAUGCGAAGUGCUUAUAAAUGUCGGCUUUUUUGUCUGCUUCAAUUCAUUUCUGUCAUUGUUGACAGUCAUGCCAAUAAGGGUCCUGAUGACAGUGUGGGGCAAUUUCAAGAAGAGGCAGUUAAAGAGGCCCUCCUCAUCAGAGCUGUCUGAUUUUGGCUGUUUUCUAGUUUUGGCUUCCGGGAUCACUCUCCUGGGAAGAACAGAUAUCAGCCUAAUAUAUCACAUGAUUCGUGGUCAAAGUACCAUCAAACUUUAUGUGGUCUACAAUGUCUUGGAGAUAUUUGAUAAACUUUGUCAAAGUUUCUGCGGAGAUAUACUUCAGGCUCUAUUUAGCUCUGCCGAGGGAUUGGCUAGCUCGCCUCCUGAAAAAUUGAGUUUCUGGACAUGGAGAUUCGUUUCUGACCAAGCAUUAACCAUGACUGCCUCAAUUCUUCAUUCGUUCAUUCUGUUAGCUCAGGCAAUCACAUUGUCGACUUGUAUUGUUGCUCACAACAAUGUCUUGUUCGCCCUUCUGGUUUCCAAUAACUUUGGGGAGAUCAAGAGCCAUGUCUUUAAGCGUUUCAGUAGGGACAACAUCCAUGGUCUAGCAUAUGCUGAUUCAAUAGAGAGAUUCCACAUAUCGGCAUUCCUGGUGUCUGUGUUGGCUCAAAAUAUUCUCGAGGCUGAUGGUCCAUGGUUUGGAAGCUUUCUAUCUAAUGUUUCUAUGGUCUUCUUCUGCGAAAUGCUGAUAGAUAUAAUCAAACACUCAUUUCUCUCAAAGUUCAAUGGCAUCAAACCUAUCGCUUACUCCGAGUUUCUUGAAGCCCUCUGCGAACAGACACUGAACAUUCAGAACAGAGACAGGAAGACGGUUCUCACUUUUGUCCCCUUUGCUCCCGCUUGUGUGGUAAUACGGGUAUUGACUCCAGUAUAUGCAGCAUGCAUACCGUAUAAGCCUCAACCGCUGAGGAUAGUCGGGAUACUCGUCUUGUCCGGGGUAACAUACAUGAUGAUGACAAGCCUCAAAGUCCUAAUCGGUAUGGCUCUUCGGAAACACGCUACUUGGUACAUCAAUAGAUGCCGAAAGCGAAAAUUCCACCUCCACACCGAUUAGGACAUUAUGAAUUUACCCCACCCUCGAAAGUUUUUACUACAAAGGCAAAGAAUGAAUACAACACAAACACAAACACAAACUGUCAUUCUUCUCUGAGUUCCAUGGAAAGCUCGGCCAAAGAAAUGUGUCCGGUCGAACAAAACUGAGGCUCUGGUUUCAGACAAGUGAGUAUGCCUCUUUUGGGUUCUCUCUCGUCUGGUUUACAUUUUUUUUACAGAAAUAUGAUCAAUCACAGUUCUCACAAUCUGUUUUUGGUACCACAGGCAUAUAUGUAUAUGUAUAUGUAUAUGUACAAAAACCCUACAAGGGAUCCCAAAAACAAAUGAGAUGUUGUCUUUGUACAAAUACGAAAUACCCUACAAUCCAUUAAUUUUGUUUUUAAUCUU